AUGACCACGACCCUCACUGCCGCCGAAUUGGAAAUCCUCUCCACCAAGGCCAUUGCUGCAAAGGCCACUGCGUACUGUCCCUAUUCAAAAUUCCGGGUCGGUGCCUGUCUUCUCACUGCGCAGGGCGAAUACAUCUCCGGCGCCAAUGUCGAGAAUGCGAGUUAUCCAGUAGGCACCUGUGCGGAGCGAGUAGCUUUUGGCACGGCUGUGGUGGCCGGCCACAGGGAUUUCAAAGCGAUUGCCAUCGCGUCGGACAUAAAACCUGGAGCAACGCCCUGUGGGAUGUGCAGACAGUUCAUGCGCGAAUUCAUCACUCCUAGCUUUCCUGUUUACAUGUAUGAUGUUGAUGGGAACUACACCGUCAAGACCAUCGGAGAGCUUCUUCCUGACUCCUUUGGCCCUGAUGAUCUGUCAAAAGAAUGA
Messenger RNA from Rasamsonia emersonii CBS 393.64, 423 nucleotides. Its product is annotated as Cytidine deaminase. Gene Ontology annotation, molecular function: cytidine deaminase activity; zinc ion binding. The transcript has 5 exons. The record is from RefSeq and is a predicted model, not a curated record. Bases 1 to 423 code for a protein of 140 amino acids. Gene Ontology annotation, cellular component: cytosol. Lineage: Eukaryota; Fungi; Ascomycota; Eurotiomycetes; Eurotiales; Trichocomaceae.